CCCGUCGUUUCGACCUUCGGUUUUUCUCGCACAGAGAGAGAGAGAGAGAGAGAGAGGGAAAGCCACAGAAAUGGAAGUUAGAGAGGGAAAGCGGCAGACCGAAACUAGUAGGAGACGCAGAAGCGCACACACAGUGAGCUUGAAAAUGUCUCCUCCCACUACCACUAGAUAGCCAUCCAUCCAUCUCUCCACCAUCUCCAUCUCCAUCUCCAUCCACGCCAGAGGUCGGACUCCAGCUCGCGCAUAGCCAUCAGGUCCGAGCUCGAUCGCCUCCACCGGGCCGCCACGGCCAUCGCCAUCGCCACCGCCGGCGGCGGCGGCGGCGGCACCGGCGUCGGUCCUCUGUCGGAGAGGUGCCGUUUCCUUCGCGCGUUGUACAGGCACCAUUGCGAUGCCGAGGACGAGCGCAGGGCUUGUGGCUGAAUGUCGAUGGUUUAGAUCGGGACAUCUUAUUAUGCUUAGACUAUGUACUGUGUAAAACUUUCCUCCAUUCGUAUGCUGUGGCGCUCGAAUCGAGUUUGCCUUCUCCUACUGACUAUUUUGUUCACCAAGUUACCUACCCUGAGGAAGCUUUAAGCUUUUCCUUUCGCCUUUUGGUUACAAAGGCAACGAGUGAAAAAGAAAAGCACUAGCUCAGGUUUAGAAAUCGAGGAAAGGAAUGUCCUGGAGAGUCAGCUUACGACAGAUUCACAAUACCAGCAGCAGGGAUAUCAUAGAAAUAGCUCUCAGAAAUGUUGAAAACUGCCUUUGCAUUUUUUUUUCUUUGUGAACAAGUCUAAGAUUGAAUUCUUGUGGAAUUAUUUGCAAUCCCUUGGCAGAGGAUGGAGGGGAUGCGAUGUUUUAGAUAGCAAGUGGAAGCAUCGAAUGCACAAAUCACUUUUGGUGGCCCCUAUCCCUAACUAAGACAAUCAUUGUCGAACUGCAUCAAGUUUCGCAACUAUUCUAGAACACCAAUUUCAAGGUCAUAUUUCCUGCUCUGGAUAUACAUGUGAAGAAUGUGGCCAGGACUUACUCCCUAGAACACGAAGGAGAGGGUUUUUUAUUCGAUCAGUUGUUUGAGUUGUUGAACUCACAAAUUCAAAAUGAAGAACACUACAGGGGGGAAUUGGCCUCAUGCGUGGGAGCUCUUCAAACAUCAAUUAGUCAGCACUUGUCCAAGGAGGAGGAACAGGUCUUCCCUUUGCUUAUUGAGAAGUUUUCGUUUGACGAACAGGCAUCGUUAGUAUGGCAAUUUCUGUGCAGCAUCCCUGUUAACAUGAUGGCCGAGUUUCUUCCCUGGUUCUUCUCUUCCGUAUCACCUGAGGAAUAUGAGGAUAUGCUUGAAUGCUUGCGUAAGAUAAUCCCUGAAGAAAAGCUUCUUCAACAGGUUAUCUUUUCCUGGAUUGAAGGGGUGAAAAUGCAUGAUUCUAGUAAGAGUAAUGGGAACAAUUGUAACUAUGUCCCAUCAUUGCAAGUCUCUGAAUCUAAGAUGUUGAGCAAUCCGGCUGAGAACGAUGACUGCGCAGUUAAAUCUUCAAAGAGCGGUAAAAGGAAAUUUGGAGAGGCAAAACUUGACCCUGAUGAUUCUGUUAUGAUUCAUCCUAUAGAUGAAAUCUUGUUCUGGCAUAAUGCAAUAAGAAGAGAGUUGAAUGAUAUAGCUGAGGCAGCCAAAAGACUACAAUUUUCUGGAGGUUUUUCUGACUUUUCUGCAUUUAACAAGAAGCUGCGUUUUAUUGCCGAAGUUUGUAUAUUUCAUAGCAUGGCUGAGGACAAAGUUAUCUUCCCUGCUGUAGAUUUAGAACUCUCUUUUGCUGAGGAGCAUGCUGAAGAAGAGAUACAAUUUGAUCGGCUUAGGUGUUUGAUUGAAAGUAUUCAGACUGAUGGAGCCAACUCAUCUUCUGCUGAAUUUAAUACAGAGUUGUGCUUACACGCCGAUCAGAUGAUAGACUCCAUCAAGAAGCACUUCCAGAAUGAGGAACUUCAGGUACUACCUUUAGCCAGAAAGCAUUUCAGCCCCAAGCAGCAGCAAGAACUUCUGUACCAGAGCUUAUGCGUGAUGCCAUUGAGAUUAAUUGAGUCAGUCUUACCGUGGCUGAUUGGAUCCCUGAGCGAAGAAGAAGCACAGUCAUUUCUUCAGAAUAUGCAUAUGGCAGCUCCAUUCUCGGAUUCUGCGCUGGUUACACUUUUUUCUGGUUGGGCAUGGAAAGGCCAUUCCAAAAAGUGGUCGUCUUCUAGUGCAACUGGAUGUCCUGCCAAAAGAUUGACAGGGAGCAGCAUGGAGAGAGAUGGUCUAUUUUAUAGGUGCAUUUCAUUGUCAUAUGCUGAUGUGUUAACUUCACUUGGUUGUGAAGAUGAGGCACAUACUUGUGAAAGGCUAAUCAAGCGAGGCAACAGACUUUGUCACAGAGACAGUGAUGCUCAUCAAAUUAGAGGACUUCAUUAUAGCCAUACGUUGUCUGGUGAUGAUCAAACUUGUGUACCUGAGUUAGGAGUGAAUUCUAAUAAGCUCAGAGUUGGUUAUCUUGCUGCUGCAAAAUCAACAAAAGCUCUGUGGUCCUCAUCUUUUGACAAAUGUGCUCCGCCCCUCAAGUCCAGUCUUUUUAACUGGGAAACGGAUAUAUGCUCUGCCGAAGUUGGAAAGGCUAAUCGUCCCAUGGACAAUAUAUUUAAAUUUCAUAAAGCCAUUCGCAAGGACUUAGAAUAUCUGGAUGUUGAAUCUGAAAAACUUAAGACCUGUGAUGGCACUUUCCUAAGGGAGUUUACUGGUAGAUUCCAAUUAUUGCGGGGCUUAUAUAAAGCCCAUAGUAAUGCAGAGGAUGAGAUAGUAUUUCCAGCUAUAGAAUCCAAAGAGACUCUUCACAAUGUGAGUCACUCCUACACUUUAGACCAUAAGCAGGAAGAGAAACUUUUCGAAGAUAUUUUGGCUACACUUUCAGAGCUCACACAAUGUCAUGAAUGCUUGAACAGUGAACUUUUGUCAGAUAAUUCAGAUGGAAGAAACUCUCUGUCUAUUUAUCACCACGAGACCAUGAGUAAGUACACUGAGCUGGCCACCAAACUUCAAGGCAUGUGCAGAUCCAUCAAGGUUACUUUGGAUCAACAUCUUUUUCGAGAAGAACUUGAGCUAUGGCCAUUAUUUAAUAUAUAUUUCUCAGUUGAGGAACAAGAAAAACUAGUUGGUAGGAUAAUUGGUACUAUGGGUGCAGAGGUUCUCCAGUCUAUGUUGCCAUGGGUGACUUCUGCUCUCACCCAGGCGGAGCAAAACUAUAUGAUGGACACGUGGAAGCAGGCAACUAAAAACACCAUGUUCAGUGAAUGGCUUAAUGAAUGGUGGGAGGGAGUUGCUGUUACAACUGUGCAUACAGCUUCAUCGGAGAGUAGCUCGUCUCUUGGUGCUGAUUUUUGUGGAAGCUUGGAUCGUAGUGAAACAUUCAAGCCUGGAUGGAAGGAUAUCUUCCGAAUGAAUCAAAGUGAACUUGAAUCAGAGAUAAGAAAAGUUUCUAGGGAUUCAACUCUUGACCCAAGAAGAAAGGCAUAUCUUAUUCAACAUCUGAUGACCAGUCGCUGGAUAGCCGCUCAACAAAAACCACCUGAAGCUGUUGCUGAAAAUUCUACAAGUGAUGAACUUCAGGGACGUUGUCCAUCAUUUCGAGAUUCAGAGAAACAGGUGUUUGGUUGUGAGCAUUACAAGAGAAACUGCAAGCUUCGUGCUGCCUGCUGUGGCAAGUUGUAUGCAUGCAGAUUCUGCCAUGAUAAUGUCAGUGACCAUGCCAUGGACAGGAAAGCCACUGCUGAAAUGAUGUGCAUGCAUUGCCUUAGGAUUCAGCCAAUUGGACAAAUUUGUGCAACACCUUCAUGCGAUGGUCUCUCAAUGGCAAAAUACUACUGUAGCAUAUGUAAAUUUUUUGAUGAUGAAAGGAAUAUUUACCACUGCCCUUUUUGUAAUUUAUGCCGUCUUGGGAAGGGUCUUGGGGUCGAUGUUUUUCAUUGCAUGACUUGCAACUGUUGUUUGGGGAUGAAGUUGGUUGACCAUAAGUGCCGAGAAAAAGGUUUGGAGACAAAUUGCCCAAUCUGCUGUGAUUUUUUAUUCACAUCGAGUGCAACUGUGAAAGGACUUCCCUGUGGCCAUUUCAUGCAUUCAGCUUGCUUCCAGGCAUACACAUGCAGCCACUAUGUCUGCCCAAUUUGCAGUAAAUCCUUGGGAGAUAUGGCGGUUUACUUUGGCAUGCUUGAUGCAUUGUUAGCCUCAGAAGUGCUUCCAGAAGAAUACCGGGAUCACUCCCAGGAUAUACUGUGCAACGAUUGCCAUAAAAAGGGGACGUCGCCGUUCCACUGGCUACACCAUAAGUGUGGUUUCUGCGGAUCCUACAACACCCGGGUUAUUAAGGUCGAUACAUCACACGCGCAUUGCUCGACAUCACAUUAGAUCGAAAUCUCUCGAGCAUUUCUCGUCUACCAAUUCUCACAUGGCAAUCAAUGUACAUCGUUCGCCAUCAAAAUGGGAUCCACCCCGUCCCUUCUCUCUUUCAUAUUCAUUUAGCAUUGAGGUGGAAACUGGUUUUGUGGUCCCCUGCUUUUGUGUAGGCCUUAAUACAUGCCAAAUUUUUUACUAUCAUGUGAUCAAUCCAGAAAUGAAAUGGAGAAGACCAAGAGUUCAUUUUA
This is a messenger RNA of Syzygium oleosum, 4641 nucleotides long. Its product is annotated as zinc finger protein BRUTUS-like. NCBI's taxonomy places the organism in Eukaryota, Viridiplantae, Streptophyta, Magnoliopsida, Myrtales, Myrtaceae. Bases 1256 to 4405 code for a protein of 1049 amino acids. Gene Ontology annotation, molecular function: ubiquitin protein ligase activity; zinc ion binding. Gene Ontology annotation, biological process: protein ubiquitination; ubiquitin-dependent protein catabolic process. Gene Ontology annotation, cellular component: nucleus. The record is from RefSeq and is a predicted model, not a curated record. The transcript has 16 exons.